AAGACCACCACCACCAGAGUCCAAAACGAAGAAUAACAAGGAUGGUGGGGUUUUUCACUUCUCAGUAACCCAUUAGAUAACAGUUUUGAUAUGGAUUUUCUUCAUUCCAAACUGAACAGGGGAGGAGGUGGGGUUAUGACGACUUAGCCGCACAAACCCAGAUGGGUAUUUCCAAUUUAGGCUUAGGUCCUCACUUUUGAACUACCCAUUUACUUCAAUUGGCGGAAAACAAGUCCAUAUGUCAUGUACUAAGAUGUACAUCAAGAUCCCCAAUUUCACUACCAUGGAACCCUAAUUUUUUGUGGUUUGAACAAGUUCUAGUAUGAACUUCUUCUGGGGAAACUGAAAUCCUAAUUUCCUGAGAGAGAGAGAGAGAGAGAGAGAGAGAGAUAGAGAUAGAGAUAGAGAUAGAGAGAUCUUGGUGGUGGCUUGGCGUCGGUGCGCUAAGGGGUGCCGUCUGGAGAGGCUAUUUUCGCGAAGGGAGGCGUCAGUGGUCGCCGGAGGUGCAGGUUGAGUCGAUGCCGGUGGUCUUCGUCCCCCCUCCUCCUUCUCUCUCUCUCUCUCUCUCCUCCUCCCUCUCUCUGUCAAACAGUUACACCAGAACAGAAGCCCCUUUUCGCAUCAAGAAAGAAGAAGGCCCUUUUUUGUAUUUUAUUUUAAAUUUUGCUUUUGCUGACGUGGGGCCCACCCGCCACGUCAGCAUCGGGAACCAAGUCGGGCACCAAGAUAGGGAACCGUAUUGGGUAUAAUUACCUUGAAGUGAAGUGACGAUAAGAAGUUGGCAAGUACUCCGUACUCGGUUAACAAUGGCGAAUCCAGAGCAUCCCCGCCUCAUCAUUCAUGAUUUCCUCUCUCUAGACCUCUGCAAGGAGCUAGAGUUCAUACACAAGAGCUGUGGAACAGUGGGGUACAGGCCGAACGUGUUCUCGACGACUCUCUCACAUCUCAUCGCAACUAACUGCGGUCACCUAAUCAUGCCUUUCGUGCCCAUCCGUGAGAGGCUGAAAGAGAAAGCGGAGGAGUUUUUCGGGUGCGAGUUUGAGCUCUUUGUGGAGUUCACUGGCUUGAUCAGGGCUUGUGGAGCAUUUGGAGUGAAAAACAGCUGGAGUACAGGAGCAAGCAUUGGCUGGCACAGUGAUGAUAACAGACCUUAUCUGAAGCAACGGGACUUCGCGGCAGUUUGUUACCUGAAUAGCCAUGGUGAAGAUUUCGAAGGCGGGCUUUUUCACUUCCAGGACUGGCAACCUACUACUAUUGUGCCAAUGGCCGGAGAUGUUGUGAUGUACACAGCCGACAGCAGAAACAUUCAUUCUGUUGAUGAGAUUACUGGUGGAGAGAGACUUACACUAACACUAUGGUUUAGUCGUGAUGGGUCCCACGACGAGGAUGCUAAACUUAUUUACUUUCUAUCCGAAAAACAAUUACCUCGUUCUAUUCACGAGACUCGUUCGUUCCUACCUCAGCCAGCAUCAAGUAGAAUGUACUGGUUUCCUUCUGUUUCAGCUUCCACUUAUGAGUCAGGAUUUGACAUCUGCUUUGCUAGAAUACAUGCCCAUGGAUAUGAUCUUUAUUCACUCCAAGACAUAAGUUGUUUCUCAGCAUCAGAUUCAUCUAAUGACUUGUCAGAAGUAUCGAUGGCACCAUUAAGACUAGCAAGGGAACAUGAGUUAUUUGAUGAAGAAUUUGUCAAUAUAUUACAUGUUCUCCAGGCAGUUCAAUUCUACUGUUGGAAGGCCUCUGAGUUGCAAACUUCUGGACAUGAAAAGAGAAUAAAUGUGGUACCAUUAUCCCCUUCACAGAGGGAAGAAGUUAACCGGCUGAAACAUGUGUUUCUAAAGGAUGAACGAGUACCAGAUAAACUUUUCAGCAGUGCAAUGGGUAACGAGCGCAGUCAACAGCCCUUCAAUUGGGCCCAUGUAUCUGCUGCAGUAACCGCAUGGGAAGCUUAUUCUAAUAAGCUAGUUAAAGAAAUGCUACUGAGCUUACCAUACUGGAAAACACAUCAAUCUAUAUUUUCUGUUCCAUCGUUUGAUCUUGGGAAAUGAGUUGAAACUAAACAUAUCAAUUCCAUUUUGACUCUUUCGAAUUUAAACAUUUGGAUUUUCAAA
Rhododendron vialii is the source of this 2108-nucleotide messenger RNA. RefSeq lists its product as uncharacterized. Gene Ontology annotation, biological process: collagen metabolic process. The record is from RefSeq and is a predicted model, not a curated record. The transcript has 9 exons. Gene Ontology annotation, molecular function: iron ion binding; oxidoreductase activity, acting on paired donors, with incorporation or reduction of molecular oxygen; L-ascorbic acid binding. Bases 807 to 2045 code for a protein of 412 amino acids. Lineage: Eukaryota; Viridiplantae; Streptophyta; Magnoliopsida; Ericales; Ericaceae.